ACUACCUUUUUUCGCUAAGUUACCAAUGACACCCGUCUCAAUCAAUCCGCCACCUCCCUCGGCUAGCGCCCACGUCGCUCUUUAAGUGAUAACCAAACCUCAGUUCUCCGCCGUUUUUUAUUUUUCCAAUGGAACCCUAAAGGCUAACCCCUCGAAGAAGAAAAAAAAAAAAGCCCCAAAAUCCUCUGAUGGAAAACUUCUCCCACUCUUCUUAUCCGGAUUCUGGCGAUUCUUCGCCUCGUUCUCGAGAAAUUGACUGCGAAAACCAGUCAUGGGACGAGCCGCCAUCAACUAAUAUUACUAAUACUAAUAAAAAUGCUAAUUAUAAGGUUAAAUUUAUGUGCAGUUAUGGGGGCAAAAUCCAGCCGCGUUCGCACGAUAACCAGCUCGCUUAUGUCGGUGGAGAUACGAAGAUCCUGGCCGUUGAUCGUAACAUCAAGUUCUCUGCUAUAAUGGCUAAGUUAUCUUCGCUGUACGGUGGAGAUUCUGAGGUUUGUGUCAAGUACCAACUCCCCGGUGAAGAUCUCGACGCUUUGAUUUCAGUUACGAAUGAUGAAGAUCUCGAGCACAUGAUGUUAGAAUACGAUAGGUUGCAUCGAACCUCCGCGAAACCUGCCAGGUUGAGGCUAUUUUUGUUCCCGUUGAAUCCACCGUUGAUGGCUUUGGGAUUUGGAGAGAGUGAACCUAAGUCGGACCGGCAAUGGUUCGUUGACGCGUUGAAUUCGAAGCAGAUUCAAAAUCUGAAUGGUUCUUCGCCUCCAGCUGCGGCGGUGCCAGCGUCAAAUCCCGAUCUCCUAUUGGGUUUAGAUAAGGUGAAGUUGCAGGAUUCGGUCCCUGCCCCGGUGGCGGCGGUUGUUCAUGAGGUGGUUGCCAAGGAUGUGACUGCGGGAUCGGACAGCGGAUCGGAGGACCGGCACGUAAAUGCAGAUCCGAUGGUGUCUCCGGCGCAGAUCCAUAGGCAAAUCCAGGAAUUACAGAGGAUGCAUAUUGCCACUACUCAAGAACAAGGCAUUUUACAAAGAAAAAUUGAUGAAUGCAAUCCUAGAGCUUACAACACUCAAGAUUAUUAUAAAACGUCCACGUCACCAGCUCCAGUAUCAGUUCCGUUGCAAAUGCCGAUCCCAACAGCAUAUUUCCCGGAUCGGCAUUUAACUACCGCUGCUUAUCCAGUACCCACAGCCACAGCAGCAGCCCCGGGAACUAACCAACCCGUUUACCUGAUUCCAGCUCCCGUAGCUGGAGUUUAUCAACAGCCUCCUACAUUGCAACAGCUGACUGGACCAGCUUCUCAACCUUACUACGGGGUGCAGCCGGUUUACAAUCCGGUGCCCACCACAAAAGUUGGGGCAUACCCUGAGGGAAUCUCAGUUAUGCAACCAAAGGGUGGAGUUCCUGAGCCAGGGUAUGUACAGGUGGCUUAUGAUGCAGCAGGAAGGCAGGUGUAUUACACGGCGGCGCCAUAUCAGGCGAUGGCACCAAUGGCGGCAGCUGCGGGUGGUGUUGCGGCGUUAAAUCAGGAAGGUAACGCUACCGUGAAUGCUAAGGCUCCUUAACAAUUUGAUAGUAUUGUUUUGUUUAUUAAGUUAUAAUUAUAAUAUAUAGUACUUUGAAUAAGAACGAAGGUUUUUCAUAGGUUUUGGUGAAAUUUUUGAAGUCUUAUCGAACCUUUUUAAAUUCAUUUCUUUAUUUAUUUUGGAUAGUGCUGUUACCUUUGACAUGUUUAAUGUGAGUAUGAUGUGGAUUUUGGCAAUGGCUGUCAGUAGUUGAUUUGCCGAUUAAUUUAUUG
Messenger RNA from Durio zibethinus, 1786 nucleotides. RefSeq lists its product as uncharacterized. Lineage: Eukaryota; Viridiplantae; Streptophyta; Magnoliopsida; Malvales; Malvaceae. The record is from RefSeq and is a predicted model, not a curated record. Gene Ontology annotation, molecular function: protein binding.